Molecule: messenger RNA, 1372 nt
Organism: Pseudomassariella vexata
Lineage: Eukaryota; Fungi; Ascomycota; Sordariomycetes; Amphisphaeriales; Pseudomassariaceae
Exons: 4
Coding region: 146-1372 (408 amino acids)
Source: RefSeq, a predicted model, not a curated record
CUCAUGUCAUCACAGGCACUCAUUUGGGCAUAUCCGUUUUCAGUUGAAAUGUUGCUGCCUGCUCCUCAUAUCAAAUUUAACUCCGUUCUUCCCCGUCGAAACCCAAGUGCCAUCCUCCUCCCUACAGUCGUGUCUUCCUGAAUCCAUGAAUAGCACGAAAGUUGGUCAGCUUUUGCAGAUACCGUCGGGUGAGAUAUCGUUCUGGUAUCCUCCAGAUCUCAAACCAUCGAAAUUUGAUAAGAAAUACGACUUCCUUCGCGUUGGCCAUCGCGGCCUAAGACGAUGGACCUCAUUCUCCGAUGACGUAGACCAUGUCUGGCAAAAAUAUGCUGACCUGACCCUUGACCGACGACCCUUCCAUCCCAAUAUUGUCGACUGGAAGCGCUAUGCUUCCACGGAGAGGCUUGUGCAAGACCUCUACGACGCUACCCUGCUUGCCCGUGUUAACACCGCCCUCGACGCCGUCUGCCGCCCAAUCUCGCACUUGCCCAUUAUUGGGACGCCGAAGUAUUCAGCUAGAGACACGAAGCUAAACCGCCCGGGUGCCGCAAGUGGCGAAGAGAAUCUGCCCGGUACGCAUGCAUGUCCCGAGGCGUAUGUGGCCCAGGUUGUCCAAUACUGCAUUGAUCAUGAUACACCCCUUGGUUUUGUCCUCACCAACGAUGAACUCGUUCUCUUGCAGUUGAUUAGGAGUGAUGACGCACGGGAACAACCACCCAGGACACGCUCAAGUGGGACAGCACUUCUACUACCAUCCGAUAUCAUCUCUAGCGAGGCCGACUAUUCGUCACCGCUGGUGCGGCGAAGUAAUGAUUGGCCUGACUUCGAUGAAGGUGACGAAGGCAUUCCGCUCGCGCAGGUCGUGGUGGAUGAGUAUGCAUUGCCUCGAGAAGACCAACCGUCAUCCUCUCGGCGACGGAGAUAUGCGACCCCAGAGCAGCCUUCAAGCUCCCAGCAAUCAGCGCCCGGGCUAGAUGACACUCCAUGUCCGGAUCCUCGGCCUCGUACUUCCACGUCGCCAACCCCGGCAUCGUUGUCAACGUCCUCUAUCGUCCCCGAAUCACAAGGGACGGCGUCGAGUUUCGAGCCGGACGUCCGUUCGAUGGACCCGACCCACGUCCUCAUUCAUUCUAUUCGAACUGAUGGUGAAGAAGGUCAAAAUGCGGCUCUACAUCUGUUCACAUUAAUUAUGCUAGCUAAGGCGGCCAGAGAUUGCGGUCUGGGAGGGAUUGGUACUAGGAAGCUGUCGUUCGCUGCGCUAGGGUUUGUGCUAGUAAAUACCAAAGUCAGGGACUUUGGUAUUGGUUCUUUUGGUGAAGACAUCUGGUACGGUGGCGUAGUGGCAAGGAUUGCAACCCCUGGCGCGGCGUGA